AUGGAUAUUACCAAACAAAAGAUAAGAAACGAAAAACUGAACCAAGAGCAAUCAUUACAAUUAAUUGAGCAGGUGAAACAGUAUCCUGAGCUGUGGUGCAAGACUUACAAACACUACCGAAACAUAAACAGGCAGGAAUCGGCAUGGGUAAGACUAUCACGGGAGUUGGCCAUAAGCGCGACGAAUGCAAAGUAUAAUUGGAGUGCCCUGCUGGCCAACUUUCGAGUCUAUCGGGCAAAAGUUAAAAAGAGCCAGCUUACUGCGUCAGGACACGACGACAUUUAUAGGCCAUGUUGGUUCGCCUACGAGUCGAUGCUGUUUGUAAGCGAAGCUUCGGAUGUGGUGGAGGCAACGCACACAAUUGGACUAGCGCGACCAACAUCACACUCCCACAGUGCAAAAGCAAUGCAAUCGACGGUCACAUCAAUCAAUCGACAGCAAUCGACGGUUACAUCACAAGUUCCCUGUUCUUCGCAGAACAGCUCUCCGCUAACUGGAUAG
Messenger RNA from Anopheles cruzii, 501 nucleotides. RefSeq lists its product as uncharacterized. The transcript is spliced from 5 exons. Gene Ontology annotation, biological process: regulation of transcription by RNA polymerase II. Bases 1 to 501 code for a protein of 166 amino acids. Gene Ontology annotation, cellular component: transcription regulator complex; nucleus. The record is from RefSeq and is a predicted model, not a curated record. NCBI's taxonomy places the organism in Eukaryota, Metazoa, Arthropoda, Insecta, Diptera, Culicidae.